AUGGGUGGCCCCUUCCCCGGCCUCAGGCACCUGUCGCUGCGCCACCCGCCCCUGCAGAACGACGCCGCCGUCGCGACCCUUCUUGCCCACGGGAAUGGCCUGACGUGGGCGCAAGCCGCGCCGGUGGUGGUCGACCUCUUCGUGCGUCCGUCCCUGACGCUUGCCGUCUGCGGCUGCUUCCGCCGCGAGCUGCUGAGAUUGGUGGUGUCUCUUGGGGAGCUUGGUGGAUCGGAGGGGAGGCAGGGGAGGUCGCUUUCGACCGUCGCGGUCGGCGUUGCGCUUCUGAGGGCCGUCGAGGCUGCCCCGCGAAUUCGAAGGGUCGUCCUGCAACAUUUUCUGGAGACUCCAUGCCCACUGGAUUCAAUCUCAGGGGGCGUUCUGCCAGAUGGCCUCACGGACCUGGAGGUGGCGCGUGCGUGCCUGAGAGGAGUCAGGGCUGUUCCGGAGCUGGGGCAGUGCUGGGGCCCGAGCUGGUUUGUCAGAUUGUUGAAACACGAGGUGGCAGAUGUCAGGUGGUGCUGUGUGGAGGCCAUUUCUCACAUACGGCAACUGACUGAUUACAACAGGGAGAGAUUGGCACAUCUAGUUCUGACUGAAGAGGAGACCCUGGGGUGUUUGUUGAGGUAA
Ostreobium quekettii is the source of this 627-nucleotide messenger RNA. Lineage: Eukaryota; Viridiplantae; Chlorophyta; Ulvophyceae; Bryopsidales; Ostreobiaceae. The record is from the annotation of a GenBank genome assembly.